Molecule: messenger RNA, 2679 nt
Organism: Stylonychia lemnae
Lineage: Eukaryota; Ciliophora; Spirotrichea; Sporadotrichida; Oxytrichidae
Source: the annotation of a GenBank genome assembly
AUGAUGCCUCUAAUCGGAUACUCAGCUACAAAGUUAUCAACAAAUGAUUACGCUUAUUUUGGAGGAAGCUAUAAUGGUAAACUAGGUUACACAAAGUAUAAUCUUUUAAAUGGAAACCCAAGUUAUUCAUAUUAAAUUUAAAAUAGUAAUGGACCUUCAAUAUAAUAAAUCAGUAAACUCUCAAAAUUUGUCAAUACCAUUUUGAGUAGUAUAACAAUAUUUGCAUGUGCUGAAAAUCUUGGUAGUGAUGGAUUUGAUAUUGGAUUACUUAAAAUAUAAGAAACAUUUCUAGGACCAACCCUAAUUUAAUCUUGGUACUUAGAUAUGGAUGUAAAGAGUCAUUGCUUAGAUGUUAAAAUUGACUUGCUAUAUUCGUAUAUGUUAUUUUACAAAGAAAAUUCAAUUGUUUUACAAGGGAAAAUUACCUUACUUGAUAGUUAUGCAGUAAUGUUGUUAUAGUAGAUUCGUCUUUCAACCACUAUUUCUCAAACAAUAUUCCCAAAAAUAGGAUACAUAACUGAAUAAAACUAAUACUUCUUUGUUGGGCAAACAAGCUAAAUUAAUGCCUUUAGUUAUAUAAAAAAUUCUUUCAUUUUCCAACUUGGCAUUGGUAUUCCUAAAAUCAACAAUCCUAGUUAAUAAACUAUCACUCCAUCUACCGAAUCAAUUAUUUAUAAAGAACAGUUAGGAAUAAUAUCUUAAGAUAUCAAGAUUGUUAAUCUAUAAUAACUGCCUUCUAAUUGUCUGUAAUUGGAACCUUAAGGAAUAAUUUUAUUACCCUCAUUCCAGUCUCAAUACAACUACACAGUUAAUGAAACAGAAUUAGUACUUAAUUUUUAAGAUUUCAUCUACUCAAAAAUAUGUGUAGACUAAUCUUGGACUUAUGAAGCAAUAAUGGCAAACGAUUCACCGCUUCCUAAUUUCAUAAGAUUUAUAUAAAAUGCAAAUGGUUUUGGGAGCACAUUUAAGAUUUAUUCAUAAAAUAAUCAAACAUAAGGAACUUAUGAAUUAAAAUUAAAAGCUAUUCUUGGCAAUAUGUAUCAAUCAUCACUUAAUUUCAAAGUGGUUGUUAAACCUUUGAUAGUUCCUAUUUAAGAAUAAAAUCUUACUGGAAAUACAACUUACUUAAAUAAUACAACUAAUAAUACUAAUUCAAACAAUUCUACUAAUCCAGUAGAAAAUAGCAAUAGCACAAAUAGUAGUAAUGCAGGUGAUAACAAUUUGACAACAAAUCAAACAAAUAAUAAUAGUCAGACAAAUAACACUAAUUAAAAUGAAUAAAAUAACACCUCAAUUGAGAAUUAAAACAGCACUAGUAAUUAAACAGAAGUAGCAUAAAGCAAUAAUCAAGCAAAUUCUUCAAAUAAUAACUCAAAUAAUUUAAACUAAACAAACUUAAACAGUACCAACAAUACCCAAAAUACAACAGAAGAUGAUAAUAAUAAUGCAGGUAAUUAAACAAACGCAACAGCAGAGCAAUAAAAUAAUGAUACUUCAAUAAUUGGAGUGCCACUUAUUUUCUUUGAAACCCCGAUUUAAGAUAACUUUACAGUUUCAGUUGGUAGUAACUUAACUUAUGAAUUCCCAAAAUUAAACAAUGCUUUGAAUUUAAGUUAUUCUUUAGCUGUCUCUGAGUUAUUCCUAAAUAAAACUCCAGAGAUGGUAUCAUACAAUGAGACUCAUUUAUAAAUAAAGCCAUAAUUAAAUGAUUCAGGAAAAUAUUAUUUGAUAUUAGAAAUCUAAACCCAGAAUAAUUCGAGCAUAGAUUAAUCAGAGUAAUACAUGAUUAAACUAAACAUAUCUAAGAAACAAAAUUAAAGAGGGAUUAAACCAGUGAUUAAUUUAAUUUAGAAUAAUUCUGCAUUGGACAAUUAAACAUCAAACUUAACGGAUUUUAAUUUAAACUUUGAAAUUUAAUCAAUAUCAAUGCAUCAAGAACUAUUGAUUAAAUUCUCUAAAGAAAUUAUGAUUAGUGAGCUUUUGGCAAAUUAAAUCUAGAAGGCAUUAGAAAUAAACAUAGCAAAUAUUGAUUAAUAAAUAUCUUUAUUUGCAAUAAAAGAAUGGAAUCUCAUCGAAUUAAAUAAAUAAUACUUAAGAAUAAAACUUGCUUUUAAUGAGACUAAAUUUUUGGCAUCAUCAUUAGACUCUAAAAUUUUGGUCAAAAUCAAAGAUCCUACUUUGAUAAAAGCAGCAGAUACAAAUCUACUUAUCUCAGUAGAAUGUUCAGCAGAUAAAUGGAUACCUCCCUAAAUUAACCCAUAUGAUGAAGACAUUGAAUCUAUCUAAGAUGCUAGCACAAUUAUCUCAAAGCUUCUUGAAGUGAUAAUAAUUGGAUGUCUCUUAAUGGGUAUUCUAGCAGGCAGUAGUUUAUAGUUUUUAUGGGGUUUGAUAAACACUUUAUAAUUGGUCACUCAUACCCCUCUUUUUACCAUCUAGUAUACGGCCAAUAUUUGGAUUUUUCUUAAAAUACUUUUUGAUAUUGUUAACCUCGACUUUUAUAAUGCUGAGUUAUUACUAUAGAAUAUUUUUCAACUUAAAUCAUCAGAUAACUAUGAAUCAUACAAUGAUAGAUUUGCUUUCUUAGGCUAUGAUAACUCAAAUUUUAUUUAACUUAUUGGCUCUCCUAUGCUAUUUUUGCUUUACUAUGUUGCCUUAGGAUUUCUUCUUUUGAUAGUAUGA